Molecule: messenger RNA, 472 nt
Organism: Spirometra erinaceieuropaei
Lineage: Eukaryota; Metazoa; Platyhelminthes; Cestoda; Diphyllobothriidea; Diphyllobothriidae
Source: the annotation of a GenBank genome assembly
AUGCGGAUGACAAAGGCGAUUCCGGGUGCCGACCAUCGUCUCGCCAUCUCCAAGAUGAGGAUUCACCCACAGCCUCGCAGGGCACCUCAAGGUAAGUGACUCCCGCGGAUAAGCUAAAUAUUGCUUUGCUGUCGUGGCCUGCUCACCAUCUCUAUAUCAGCAAUGAACUAACCCAAAAGCUAGCCAAUCUUCAAGUCGCCGCCGCCGGCGCCGCCUGCGUGGAGAACCGAUCGUGCCAACUGCGGAACGCAGUCCCACGACGACCCUGGCUGUCCUCGGUCACGCACGGCGCCAAAAGCAGGACUGGCUCGAUGAAAACGACGCCGCAAUCAGCAACCUGCUCGCCGAGAAGAACCGCCUGCACAAAGCCUAUGUCACCCGCCCAACCGACGAAAACAGAGCAGCCUUCUGCCGCCUUGUGCACCAGAGGUUGCGGGAGAGGAAGGACGCUUGGACGAUCCUCAAGGCUUAG